AUGGUGGUGCAGAUGGAGGAGACAUUUGUGGAGAAGAUGGUGGAGAAGGAGAUGACAAGGAAAGAGGAUCAGGUGAUGGUGAUGCAGGAGGAGAAGAGGAAGCGAGGGAGUCUGGCCCGCAUAGCGAGAACCAUCCGUUCACUCCUCCGACGCGUGCUGCUGUGUGGUGGCCGGAAGAUCGUUCCAUACGGCCGCAGAAGCGCAUCUGGAAACGCCACGCGAUGCGGUGACCACCGCCUUCGUUCGCCGGCCGGCCAGAAGCCGCCGCUCGCAACUGCCCACUCCGCCUCUCCCGCAGACGACUUCUCGAUGCUGGCGCAGGUGGACACGGAGCCGUACGACAUCUUCGGCUGCUGGCUGGGCCGCGACACCUUCAUGUCGGGCUUCAUCAACCACCACGACAUGUUCUGCCUGCACGUGCAUGGCACGGGCGAAGUGGACACGGGCGGAAACGUUCACGCGAACCAGAACCAGCAGGGCCACCGGCUCUUCAAGUUCGCGUGCUCCAACGGCUCCUACCCCCGCAUGCUCAUGGUGGCCACCCCCGGCGAGGGGCAGCCGAAGCCGCCGCCCCCGUCCGGAGGCCCCGCCGCCUCCGCCGCCAAGGGCCCCUCGGCCUCCUCCGGGCGCCCGUCCUGGCUGCUGGGCGGCUCGCUGCUGCGGCGCGACCACUACACCAGCAAGGCAGCGGCGGCGGCCGCGGUGGUGCGCAGGCGCAAGCACCAGCACGCCAUGAGCAACGAGCGCCGGCUGCCGCCGCGGGAGAGGUUCCUGGUGUACGGCACGGGCGACCUGACCUACGCCUCGCACCAGAUCGGAGUCAAGCAAAUCCCGACGCAGCCGCACGAGUACGUGAAGCGGGUGGACGGACACCACGCGCCCGACCACAUGCUGGAGCUGCACGGGCAGAUCAUCGGCAUGGCGCUGUCUCCGGACCACAGGUUCCUGUACGUGAACUGCCGCGCGUGGCCGGCGGGUUGCGUGGUGACGGAGCCCACGGAGCCGCCCGCCAUCUCGCGGGACAUCGACACGCGCGAACUCGAGCUGCCCACGCUGCGGCCCACGGGGCGCUCCUUCCGCGGACACCACGCGUUCACCGCCGAGCACAACUGCUUCUUCAUCUUCCUCAACAGCAGCGAGGACUUCCUCGCCAGCGGGGCGGAGGACCACCACGGCUACGUGUGGGAGCGCCACUACGCCGCGCUGCUGGGCCGCCUGCCGCACAGCGACGUGGUGAACUGCGUCGCGUUCAACCCGGCCGACCAGGAGAUGCUCAUCUCGGCCAGCGACGACCGCAACAUCAAGGUGUGGCGCAGCCGGCGGGCCAUGCGCCGCCUGCGGCUGCAGCAACAGCAGGAGCUGGCGGUGCAGUCGUAGCGGGAGACGCGGGGGGGGUGGGGAGGGGGUUGCGU
This is a messenger RNA of Lethenteron reissneri (Far Eastern brook lamprey), 1412 nucleotides long. Its product is annotated as F-box/WD repeat-containing protein 5-like. Gene Ontology annotation, cellular component: SCF ubiquitin ligase complex; Cul4-RING E3 ubiquitin ligase complex. Gene Ontology annotation, molecular function: protein binding. NCBI's taxonomy places the organism in Eukaryota, Metazoa, Chordata, Hyperoartia, Petromyzontiformes, Petromyzontidae. Gene Ontology annotation, biological process: protein ubiquitination. The record is from RefSeq and is a predicted model, not a curated record.